This is a messenger RNA of Aaosphaeria arxii CBS 175.79, 1620 nucleotides long. RefSeq lists its product as uncharacterized. The transcript has a single exon. The record is from RefSeq and is a predicted model, not a curated record. NCBI's taxonomy places the organism in Eukaryota, Fungi, Ascomycota, Dothideomycetes, Pleosporales. The coding region runs from base 1 to 1620 and encodes 539 amino acids.
AUGUCGAGUAUUCCUGCCGCCCUCCAUCUCAUCGAAGAGAGUUCGAAAUGCUACCUCCUGAUCAUCCCCGUCGAGGUACGCCUAAUGAUCUACGAAUACUACCUCGGCGACGAUGGGUACACCUUUGACUUCGAGUCUCGAAGGCUAAGAGACUCGAGCGACAGACCCGUGGACGUAUCCCUCAUGUUCACGUGCAGCACCAUCGCUGGCGAGAUGGACGGCCUUCCAUUCAAACUCAACACCCUUUCAUUCACCACCGGGUAUUCAGAGUCAACCACCACCACGGCAUACCUCUACAACGAGUUGCUCCAUGAAAUCCAUUCGCUAGAAUUCUAUGUCUUGACACGAGCAUGGGCGUGCGUCAAGAAGGAAGCGAUCGACUCUAUCAGUGCCCAAUUUCCAGAAUCUCAAGACAUCCUGAACACACUUCGCGAGGUGAAAAGCGGCGCAAACUUUAUAAAAGUUCUCCUUCCGGCUUAUCACGACCUCAGGUGUAGCCAAACUAAACAGGAGUAUACACUGCUCAUUCGGGCGCUAUUGGACGCAAUAUCUAUCAACCCAAAUUUCAACAGUGUUAUAUCAGAUCUUUCGAAGUACUACAAGCAGGGUGUCUGUUGGGAGAACGAAGUGAUGCCCGACCCGUUAUACCCUUGGCACGGUGAGUAUCAGGAGUUCCGCAAUCUUCUUCGCGUGCCUUGGUCGAUUCCUUCUAAUGAAACUAUCGUGCAAAUGGCAAAUGAGAUCAAGCUUUCAGAUAGAUGCCUCAAUGUGACAUCGAAUUUCAAGAAGAACCGAUUCUCCGCAGCGGCCGUCACCAUCGAGUUUCUCGGCGCCCUCAAGCCUCGAAUCCGAAAACACAUUCGAAAGAUCAUUGUCCACGAGGAUCACAUGUCGCACUGCAAUCCAGCCUGUCACGUCGAGGGCUUCAUCCACUUCUGUAUCGAGAAUCCUAAGCUUCGCAUCGAGCGCCGCCUCAGUAUUUGGCGUAAUGUCAUGUUGGGGUCACAUCGUUCAGAAGACGGCUUUUACCCAUCCGUGGUCCCAGCCAACAUAGUUCCUAUGUCCCUCACGCCCUGGCUCGUCGAUGCCGCUCGACUCAAGUCGAGAGGCAUGCCUGAUGAUUCGUUCUCGCUGGUCCUGGACUGCGAUGGCGCUCCCGAACACUCCGCAAGUCUCAUCCGCGACACCAUCCAUCGAUAUGUGGCAUGGCAGGCAACAUACGACAAAGCCCAUGAGAAUUUCUACAGCAAGGACGAAGCUACAACUAGCGCAUACUACCCUGCCAUGUUUUGUCGAGAACUACCCAAGGUCUGGAAAGAUGCGAUAGAACACCCAGAAAACUCCAUCAUCCGCUUCAAUUUCGACCUGGGCACGAUGGAGCAGCCGGCCGUCCGACCUCUGAACUUCAUACAGCCUUCUUCAAGCGGUGAGGCUCUUGUGGAUGCGACAGAGUGGAUGAGUGAGAUAGACUAUGACAACGAGCUCAUUAAGCCGCCCCCGCAAAUGGGAUCAUGGUAUGAGCUGAGUGAGUAUGAAAACACGCUAAGCAUGCGUUGUCUGGAGAAUCGGCCUUUCCAGGCAUUGGAAUCGCGGUGGUGGCUAGAUGAGCCAGCUGCAUGA